AUGGAGAAGGUGAACAUCGAGCCAUUAGCUCUUGCCUUUCCCAACCACAAUGGAGACCAACCAGCUGGUGAAGGACUCCUACUCUUCAAGAUAGGCGAUGCCAAUGGGCGCAUAUCCAUCUCAGCUCUAUGCCAACUCUUUGGACUUCCCAAUGAGACAGCACAUGACUUCAAGGAGAACUCAAAGAGGAAACAAGCUGCCUUUGCUGAUUGGACACACUUUGCCAAUGAACCAUUCUUGCCUUCAAGGUCAAAGGUGUCUAGAAUCACCCAUCCAGCCAUUCGCUAUGUGCACCGCCUCAUCUCCACCACUUUCCAAUGCAAACAAGAAGCCAACAAGGUCACAACUGAUGAGUUCUACAUCCUCACCACACCAUUCAUCAAGCAUGAGUACAAGGCCAACCUUGGACUUUUACUUGCCAAGACAUUCAUCAAUGUGAGGAAGCUAGCUAAAGACUUGGAAGGCAACAAGAAGCUUUGUGUUCGUUUUGGGAGGCUUAUCACGGCCAUAGUACUGCAUGUGGGGAUUGACAUUCCCAACUAUGAGCCACUACCCAAGCCAACCCCUUUGGAUCUCCAUGCUCUUCAGCACAUCCACUUCCUAAACCGUUGGACUAAAGACCCAACUCGGUUUUGCUAUGAGUUUCCAAUUGGUCCAGCCAACACUUCCCUUGUCUUGCUGCCACAUGAGACAUCCCAAGCCUACGCUCAGGAGUUUCAAGACUCAACGCCGCUCCAAGAACGCCAUGUUCUCACUACUGGCAUGGCUGCGCACCAAGCUCUAGACCGUGUUAACAAGCUGGAGAAGAUAGUGGAAUGCCAAUCUCGCUUCAUCUCACGCCUAGUCCGCGUAGUUCGCCACAUUGCACCGGAGAGACUCUUUCGCCCUUCUUCCACCGCUAGAGAGCCAUAUGAGCCUGACCUUGGUGAGUUCUCACUAGACUCAGAGCUUGGUUCAGAAGGCGAUGACCCCAUAGAUGAGGAAGAGAGUUCUUCUCACUGCCACACAUAG
Molecule: messenger RNA, 1011 nt
Organism: Microthlaspi erraticum
Lineage: Eukaryota; Viridiplantae; Streptophyta; Magnoliopsida; Brassicales; Brassicaceae
Source: the annotation of a GenBank genome assembly